GGGUUUUUAACCCCUAAACCCUUUGUACCAAAAAAACAAACUACAUGUACCAGAAAAAACCCCUAAACCCUUUCAAACGGUAUCGCAGAGUUUCAGCAGCGACUAUAGAUUGAGAGUUUCCGAAAAUAAUUUGAUAGCACGCACUUGAUUACUCCAUCCACGUUCUGCGAUAAAAAAGCCUAUGGUAUGCAAACUUUUUGAGAAGCUAGUCAAACCAGAUCAAGUAGUUUGGUAUCCUGAAAAAUAAGGGUGCAGACCUCAUUGUUGACAGUGAGCAUCAGAUGGAUCACUUUGCAGCAGCUGAAGAGCAAAUUGCUUCCCAGAGACUGAGGCAGAAACUUGAAGAAGUAAAUGUGGCUGCCCAAACUAAUCUUGCCCCUGUCCAAGACCAUGUCAAUUUUACUCUUCAGAAAGCCUAUUUUAAAUGCGCAUAUGAGUGCUUUGAUAGAAGCAAAAGGCAGGAAGAAAUAAGCAAUUGUGUUGAAAAUUGCAGCAUUCCUCUUACUAAUGUGCAACACACAUUUGAUAGUGAGAUGGCAAAGUUUCAGGAGAGGUUGAAUAGAUCUCUGAUGGUGUGUCAAGAUAAGUAUGAGGCGGCUAAGCUUCAGCAGAAUGGGGCCAUGAAUGAUUUGAUUUCCUGUGCUGACCAGUCAAUCCAGGAAAGCAUCAACACACUGCCACAUCUUGCCAACAAGUUGAAAAAAUCCUUUGGAAUUGAGUGAAAAUGGAUCCUUCUAGCUUAUUUUCCUUGUGAGAUAACACUAUUCUUGUUUCGUUAUUGGUUCCUUACUUCCUUGUAGCGCUUUUAUUUUUUAUUUAUUGUUCUUCUCCUAUACAUUUAACCCCUCAUGCAAAUCAAAUUGGGUGCAAACCAAGCUUGCAUUAUAAACAGAUUAUGGUGCUUUCUCAAUAUGAGAGUUUCAGUCAACGAUGGACGUUGUACUUUGCAAGAA
Cajanus cajan (pigeon pea) is the source of this 953-nucleotide messenger RNA. RefSeq lists its product as uncharacterized. NCBI's taxonomy places the organism in Eukaryota, Viridiplantae, Streptophyta, Magnoliopsida, Fabales, Fabaceae. Gene Ontology annotation, cellular component: cytoplasm. The record is from RefSeq and is a predicted model, not a curated record.